AUGACACCCUUCGCUCUCCUCACCUUCCUCCUCACCACCACAUUCGCCGUCUCCACAAACGCCCAAUUCUUCACCCCCCAAAUCCCUCAAGCCCUCGUCACGCUCGCAGACGGAGACGUACAGCUUCUCGGAGACGGCGGCGUCAACAUGGAGGGGUGCUUCACCAUCAUCGACCAAGUCGGCAUCGUCAGCGCUGAGGUUACGACUGCGGGUACCGCGCUGUUCUUUUAUACGGCCGAGGAAUGUGUCAGGGCCACGAGGAUCUUCGUGAUGCUUCGGGAGCAAGCGGAGUUUGGGAACCCGCUUUUGGCGAGGAGCGUCAGGAUUGUUAGCCUAGAUAUGAUGGGAGGCAUGAUGGGCCGUGGAUGA
Messenger RNA from Spizellomyces punctatus DAOM BR117, 369 nucleotides. RefSeq lists its product as uncharacterized. Bases 1 to 369 code for a protein of 122 amino acids. The transcript has a single exon. Lineage: Eukaryota; Fungi; Chytridiomycota; Chytridiomycetes; Spizellomycetales; Spizellomycetaceae. The record is from RefSeq and is a predicted model, not a curated record.